ACGUUGACUAGACUGUGGUCUUUGAUUUUUCAACUGGGCUUUUCACCAGGAGUAUUGAACUCUUGUUUUCACCUUUAGAAGUCUCUUCUUGGUCUCUCCUGGGAGCUUCCUAAGUUCACUCGAGGCGACUAACUUUUAGAGUGUAGAAAUUAUUGUGAUCUAAAUCUGUGGUCCAAGGAAUCCAGGUUAUAGCAUAGUGAGUCAGACAUAGUAGUGUUUGUGGAGAAUGUCAGAGGGAAAUGCCACGGCAGGAACACCCGGCAGCGCGGCCGGCGUGGCAACAGCAGACGUUAUCAAGGCAUGUAUGGGUAUCAGUUCUGCUGUGGUAAAUGGAUCUGCACCGAGCCGCAUACUUGCAUCCAUUGGCUUAAGCUACGAUGACCAAACGUCGGGAAGUGAAGACGAAGGUGCGCCUCCGAAGGGUGAGAACUUGGAACAGCUUGUGGAGUUGUGCGUUGACCGCGACGACUCCAUACUGACCGAAGACCACCAACGCCCAGGUAUGGGAGCUCGGCGUUCGCAUGCUCACCAGUCACCACAGAAACCGAGCCAGCCUCCAGGGAAGAGCAGCAACUCCGGUGUUGCUACCAGCAACUUCUCCGGCGUUGCUACCAACAACUCCGCUGUUGCUAACAGCAACCCCCGCGGUGCUAACAACAACUCUGCUGUUGCUAACAGCAACCCCGGCGGUGCUAGCAACAACGCCGGUGUUGCUAACAGCAACCCUGGCGGUGCUCGCACCGUGGCCCGUACCAUCUGGAUAAGCAACAUUCCCGCUGAGAUUCGACCGGUUGAAUUCAAAGCGCAGUACUGCCUGCAGUAUGGAGAGGUUGAACAGUGUAAGCUUAUCACACCUAAGCACAGCCAAGUGUCGUAUGGUGUUGUUACGAUGGCAACUGAAGAGAAGGCCGGAGCAUUCAUGAGGGGAAUGCACGGCCUGGUAUUACAUGGGAGAUCCCUAAUCGCUGAAAAGGCCGCGGGUGAUUUUAACGAUCUGCUGAAGAAAAUUGCAGAGCCAAGGCAUCCACCAUCAUCUGCUAGGAACACUGCCACGGGGGACUCGCGCAGCCCAGUUCGUUCACGCAGCCCAGUUCGUUCACGCAGCCCAGUUGGUUCAUCAGACCCGCACAGCCAGGGGGGUAUGCAUCGAACCCAGCCUGAUCACCCGGGAUCACCGUCAAGGUGGCAGCAGCAGCAGCGACCGCCGCGUGACCGCGAUGCUGAGCUUCGCUCCAGAGAUGACCCUCGCUCCAGAGAGGACAUGUUUCGGCAAAGACCUGAUGACCGCAAGCGACCCGACAUUGACAAGAAUCAACGGCUUCAGCGUGAGUUAGCUGCGGCUCGUCUGGAGAAAUUGAAAGCCACUGGUGCUGUCCAUCCGGACACCAGGCAGCGUCGUGAAUUUAACGUGCGCGAUAACCCCCGAGAGGAAGGAGAUAGGAGCAGGGGUGGCGAUGUAGCUUGGCGCCGGGACCGAGAGUCGCCGAGGGAACGUAUGAGCAGAAAUGAGCUGGACAAAGAGCAUGAACUGAUGAUGAGAGCGCGUGAUAAUAACAUGCAUGGGCGUGGGCGUGGUGGUGGACCUGGGCCUGGACCUGGACUGGAGCGUGGUGGUGGACCUGGGCAUGGUGGUGGACCUGGACUGGAGCGUGGGCAUGGUGGUGGACCUGGACUGGAGCGUGGGCGUGGUGGUGGACCUGGGCCUGGACCUGGACUGGAGCGUGGGCGUGGUGGUGGACCUGGACCUGGACUGGAGCGUGGGCGUGGUGGUGGACCUGGGCCUGGACCUGGACUGGAGCGUGAGCGUGAGCGUGAGCCCAUGAUUGUACCUGGACGCGACCGGGUGCCCAUUGGUGGCCCACCUGAGCGAGAGCGCGAGAUGAUUCGAAAUCAAGUUGUGAUCCGCGGCCGUGACCAACGCCGAAGCCGGGAAGAUGAACAACCAUUGCCAGACAGAGGUGCCCCUAGGCGCGGAGGCUGGGAGCAUCCUCCUGAUGACUACCGCGUGGAAAGGUGGGAGGUUGACGGAGCACGGAGAUUUGACUCUGUGCGUGGCGAUGUUGCACCUCGCAAUGACAUACCCCCGAGUCACAGUGAUCGCUACGAUGAUGAGUAUGCGCCGAGAAAGCGACUUGGCUCCUAUGACCAAGGAGAUGCGCCCGCCCCUCAACCUAAACGUGCCAGUGGCGUAGAUUCGCCCUCUCCAUCAUCUGAUGGCUUGGCUGCCUUGCUCGCACUCACAAAAGGAAAUGAUGAUCGUGGUUCGGAGUUAGCAGAGAUUUUAAAACUUGCAUAUUUGUCGAAGCUGGCAAAGAAAGAGUCUCCUGUUCGGCCAUCCAACGAGUCUGCUCAACUAUCGUUGGACAGUGGUCAUGGUGGUAAUCUACAGCAGCAGCUGCAAGAGUUCCUGCAGUUCCAGCAAUUCCUAGCACAGCAGCGUACCCCAAGCCGCGUUCUGUCAGCUGAUGAUCGCCAGGUUGACAGUGGCACUGGGGGCGGUGGCACUGGGGGCGGUGGCAGCACUGCCGCUGUGCUACGUAGUGCCUUAUCUAGCUUGAAGCAGGCUGAUGCAAGCAACAACAGCAAUGACCUCUCCAGCGAUGAACUUGAAAUAGUACUGCGUGCGAUCGAGGAAAAGCGACGAGCUAAGGCAGCAGCUGCUGCACCAGUGAUCAGUCAGAUGGACAGACCAGUUGCUGCUUCCAAUGACCAAGGGCAGCAGCAGCAGGAUUUCUCUCAACCUAACCAGCAGCCACAGCAGCAGCCACAGCAGCAGCCACAGCAGCAGCAGCAGCAGCAACAACAGUCGCCACAGCAGCAACAACCACAGCAGCAACAACCACAGCAGCAACAGCCCCCACAGCAACUACCACCCCCACCGCAGCAGCAGCAACAACAACAACAACAACAACAACAACCACAACAACAACCACAGCAGCAGCAGCAGCAACAGCCACCACAGCAGCAACACCCACCACAGCAGCAACACCCACCACAUCAGCAACCAGCACCGCACCAGCCACAGUACCAGCAACCGCCACAGCAACCGCCCCAAUUCCAGCCCCAACACCAACAGCAACUCCUGAACCAACAGCCUCCUCAACAAACCAAUCACAAUCAUAACCCUAACCACCAGCAGCAGCCACUGCCACCUGUGCAGAUGCAGCAGCAGCAACAGCCAAUGCAACAGAUGCCCCCACAGCAACAAGCACAGCGUCCAAUGAAUGAAUACAUGCCUGCAGAGCCUCGUUUUGUGGAUCCCCAGGCUCCUCAUGUGCAACAAGGCCAACCAGCACCGUAUGUAGGUUCCGGUGGACCCGAUCCUGUUCACAUGGUCAAUCAACCACCACCACCCAUGCAAUCCAACGUGAAUCAUCCCUAUGAUGCUGGUCCUCCGCCUCCACAACAGCAUAUGGCACCACCCCCGCCACGGUCGCACGGACCGCAGCACAUUGAUGACCGGUUUUUCGAGUCCAGCGGCCCCGCAUACCGGUCGCACUCGCCAGGCCGGGACAACCAUAUGCAUCCGCCACCACCAUCGUCACAGCAACAGCAGCUCUUCUCACCGCAGGGCCCGCCGCCUCGCCAUGACGUUCACCACCACGGCCCACCACCACCACCGCCCGAUGACUGGAGAGGACCGUAUCCGAGUCCAAUGUCGGACGGUGCUGCUGGUGAACACAACGUGCACGCUCCCUGGCCGCCGCACGCACAGCAAGGCCGUAGCAUGGCGAGUGAGCCUCCCAUGGGACCUCCGCCUCGCUACGACCCUCCAGGCAAUGUGUACCAUGAUGAUGGGUACCGCGCUGGGCCUGCUCAUCCACCACCUCACAAUCAGCCACCCUACUAUUAGUGGUGGAGCUUUACUUUGUAAGUCCCAUGUCUGGGGUGUUUAGCUGGGCUUCCUCUGAUCUAGCUGGAUUUUAAAAAUAGUAAUAACAAUACACGGACAAAAAAGAUGAACCGUCUCACUAUCAACCCUCAGUGGAACUUGGAUUUGUAGGUGGUGAACCUAAAUGUCCGGCUGCUUUGUCUCUUAUGUAGCUGGAUUUAAAUAAUGCUGUUUUUUUUCUUUGUAGUGUCCACUCGGUGCCUAGGUCUUGCUAACCUGGCAUGCAUUGUGAUGCGGUGGAAUACAUCUAGGCCUUUUUUUCUUAUGUUGUCUGUGCCUGCUGGUUCUACUUGAGUAGUAGGAUGUUUGGCGUUUGGCUUUGUAUAAUUAUCGCUGGCUUUUUUCUUUCUUGAAGCGUAUGUGUGUUCUUUUUACUCUGCUUUAGAACUAUUCAUAACCUAAUCUGUGUGUGUGUGUUUGCGUACACGUGUGUGCGUCGAUUUGUUUUACUGUCGUCGUAAUUCGUGCUGGUGCGCGCCAUUUCGAAUGAUAUCUUGAAUGUUUCUCUCAACAGUUUGUGUGUGUGUGUGUGUCUUCACUUCAUGUUUACUUGCCCACCUCUAGUUGACCGUGUUUCUACACCUA
Molecule: messenger RNA, 4477 nt
Organism: Sycon ciliatum
Lineage: Eukaryota; Metazoa; Porifera; Calcarea; Leucosolenida; Sycettidae
Product: AT-rich interactive domain-containing protein 1A-like
Exons: 6
Coding region: 227-3853 (1208 amino acids)
Molecular function (GO): RNA binding
Source: RefSeq, a predicted model, not a curated record